AUGGUUAAAUUAAUGGUUAUUUUAAUCGCCUACUCUUCUACAGGCUUCAGUCUGUCGUCCUCGGUCUUCUCCGUGGUUGUUCAACGCUUUGUCACAAAAAGUAUCGCCGCCGUCACCUUCGAGGACUGGAUUCUCUGCUGUGUCCGCCUGAAGAAUGCCUUCGAGAAUUCCAAGGCACAGUCCAAGACUAACGAUGGCCAUCUCAUAUUUACAGAAGAUGAUUUCUCCUUCUCUACGGUUUAG
This is a messenger RNA of Dibothriocephalus latus, 243 nucleotides long. NCBI's taxonomy places the organism in Eukaryota, Metazoa, Platyhelminthes, Cestoda, Diphyllobothriidea, Diphyllobothriidae. The record is from the annotation of a GenBank genome assembly.